This is a messenger RNA of Uranotaenia lowii, 905 nucleotides long. RefSeq lists its product as uncharacterized. The coding region runs from base 275 to 841 and encodes 188 amino acids. The record is from RefSeq and is a predicted model, not a curated record. The transcript is spliced from 2 exons. NCBI's taxonomy places the organism in Eukaryota, Metazoa, Arthropoda, Insecta, Diptera, Culicidae.
AGGAUGAGUAUAGCAACCAUAUAUUUGCAUCGUCCCGGGUAACGAUUCUGUUUGUUUAUUCAGAAAAAGUUUUGCCCCGCGCUUGUGGAGAAAAACGAAAACGGCAUUAGUGUAUUUACAUUCACAACGAGAUCACCACUAACAUUCCUCCCAUCCCGACAAGCCAUCAUCCGUCGUAUAUCACCCACUCGUCAGACAGAGAGAUCAUUUUUGAGCCCAACAUCCAUCGUUACGACAGCUACCAUAUCGUUCACCAAAUCCCAGUUAUAUCAAAAUGCACAAAUUAACCGAAUUUGAAAAACCACUAUAUUCGAGAGUGCCGGAACAUCCUGGCGUAUGGAAGUCACAAUGUUACAGACCGGAACCAAUAAGGGCAGCCUUCGAUUCAAGUGACCCACACUUGCUGGAUCAACACUGUUUCAAAAAUCUCUUCCUGGAAACGCCUCAUGAGCUGCAUCUCUCCCAACAACCGCACAGUGAGUCGUAUGCCGAUUUCGUGUCUCGCAUGGCCGAAAUAAAAGGUGAACGUUACAGGAAUGUGUAUCGGGAAAUGUUUGAAGGGAAAGAUCUGGGAACGGAGUGCCUGAAACAGGAGAAGAUCAAUGCGAGAAGUACAACUUAUCGAAGAGAUCAUUGUCAAUCGAAUAGGUCAGUUAAUUCGAUCGACAUAAGACGACAAAAUAUAAGAGCUGGGAAAUAUAAUUUUUCCGUUCCCGAAGGAUGGACCUUCAGAGAAACAUCGUCAGCGUCUGCUCAUCGCUCCUGGUCAGAAUUUGCAGCACUACUAAAAGCUAUUGAAUGUAACUCUACGAGUGACACACCAAUUUUAAACAAUUUCUGAAAAACAAGAAAAUUUUUCUUUAUGAGGCUUUGGUAAGAAAAUCAUCGAUGCAUUCAGAAACUCC